GGCCGGCGCUGUCUAUUGCCGUUUGGUUUCCAUCUGACGGGAACGCCUAUCAAGGCCUGCGCCGACAAACUGAGCCGCGAGAUGAAGGACUUCGGGUUUCCGCCGCAGUUUCCCGACGACAGCGACGACAAGCCGCCGACCACUACCGCGACACCGGACGAGCCGACCAUCAAAGACAAGUCGAAGUCCAAGAGGAGUAAACUCGAGGCGAAGACCAUUAAAGCCAAAUAUCAGUGGCAUAUCAUGCGAUCCCUGGGUCUGACUGACGAUGAGAUCAAGGAGUUCGCCGACGCGAACCAUUGGUGCGAAUACUUCCCGCAGAAGUGGAUCGAAGACCUCAACGCGUUUGGACUGCGCGCUGAUUGGCGCCGGGUCUUCAUGACCACCGACAGGAACCCCUACUUCGACGCGUUCGUGAAGUGGCAGUUCCAGAGGCUGAAGGAGAGGAAUAAGAUUAAGUUUGGUAAGAGGUAUACCAUCUUCUCGGUGAAGGACAACCAGCCCUGCAUGGAUCACGACCGGGCCAGUGGUGAGGGGGUCGGCCCUCAGGAGUAUACGCUCAUCAAAAUGAAAGUCUUGGACCCGAAGCCCGAGAAACUCAAGAAACUCAAAGGCGACGUGUAUUUAGUGGCGGCGACCCUAAGGCCGGAGACAAUGUACGGACAGACCAACUGUUGGCUGCGGCCCGACAUGAAGUACAUCGCAUACCGAGUAGCUUCUGGAGAGGUGUUUGUGUCGACCAAUCGGUCGGCGCUUAACCUCUCGUUCCAAGGCUUUACUAAAGAGAACGGAAUCGUCGACAAAGUGCUGGAUCUGACCGGCGGUGACCUCAUUGGCGCCAAACUUAAGGCGCCGCUCACGUCAUACGAGUGUAUUUACGCCCUCCCGAUGCUCACCAUCAAAGAGGACAAGGGAACGGGUGUCGUGACGAGUGUGCCCUCUGACGCACCCGACGAUUACGCCGCGCUCAGGGAUCUUAAGAAUAAACAGCCGUUGAGGGAGAAGUACGGCAUCAAAGACGAUAUGGUGCUGCCCUUUGAACCGGUUCCGAUUAUAGAUAUUCCUGAUUUUGGUAAUUUGUCGGCAGUUGUGGUGUGCGAGCAGUUGAAGAUCCAGAGCCAAAACGACACCCAGAAGUUAGCCGAAGCCAAAGAUAAGGUGUACCUCAAAGGCUUCUAUGACGGGGUGAUGAUUGUGGGCCCGCAUAAGGGGAAAAAGGUGGCGGACAUCAAGAAAACCAUUCAAACGGAGCUCAUAGACCGCAAAGAGGCUGUGGUUUAUAUGGAGCCCGAGAAGCAAGUGGUCUCCCGGUCUGGCGAUGAAUGUGUGGUCGCUCUGUGCGACCAAUGGUUCUUAGAGUACGGCGAGAAGAAGUGGAGGGAAGAGGCGGACAAGUCGUUGGCACAGAUCAACACAUACCACGACGAGACCCGCAGGAACUUUGUGGCCACUCUUGAUUGGCUCAAAGAUCACGCCUGUAGUCGACAGUACGGACUCGGCUCUCGACUGCCGUGGGCUCAGGAGUGGCUCAUUGAAUCCCUGUCCGACUCGACCAUCUAUAUGGCCUACUAUACGAUAUCACACUUACUUCAGGGCGGAGUCAUGGAUGGCAGCGGGCCGUCACCGGUAGGCAUCAAACCCGAGAAGUUGACCCCAAAAGUGUGGGACUAUAUCUACUUCUCGGAAGUGUUGUACCCGAAAGACUGUGGUAUACCUAAAGACAAAUUGGAUAAAUUGCGCAAAGAGUUCAACUAUUGGUAUCCUCUGGAUCUAAGGACUUCGGGCAAAGACCUGGUGCCCAACCAUUUAACUUAUAUGAUAUACAAUCACUGCGCCAUUUGGCAGAACCAGCCGGAGCUGUGGCCCCGAAGUAUACGAGCGAACGGACACCUGUUGCUCAACAACGAGAAGAUGUCGAAAUCGACCGGAAAUUUCUUGACUCUCUCGGAAGCGAUUGAAAAGUUCUCGGCUGAUGGCGUUAGGUUCGCUUUGGCCGACUCUGGCGAUGGCAUCGACGACGCGAACUUCAUUGAGAAACAGGCGGACAAUGGACUCCUGAAACUCCAUAACUUCAUUGAAUUCAGCAAAGAAAUGAUGGCUAACUUGAGUGCAUUGCGAAGCGGUUCCACCAAUUCGUUUGACGACAGAGUUUUUGAAAAUGCUCUAAAUCGUGGCAUAACUCAAACAGAAGCCAACUAUAAGGCCAUGAAUUUCAAGGAAGCGCUGAGAACCGGGUUCUUUGAAUUCCAAGACGCGAGGGAUAAGUACCGGGAGUUGAGUCUAAGCGUAGGCAUGCAUAAGGAUCUGGUGAUGAAGUUCAUUGAGAGCCAAGCGAUCAUAUUGUCGCCCAUAUGUCCGCAUACGGCAGAGUACGUGUGGACCGAAGUGCUCAAGAAGUCGGGAAGUGUUAACACUUCCAAAUGGCCGACCGUUAAAGUGGUGGAUGAAGUGCUGCUCCAGUCGUUUGCUUAUCUGAUGGACGCGUCGCAUAGUUUCAGAAUACGUCUGAAGACAUACUUCACGCAGAAGUCGAAGGACAAGAAUAAGGCGCCGAUCGCGAAGCCAACCCACGGAACCAUUUAUGUGGCCAAACAGUUCCCGAAGUGGCAGUCGAUUAUCUUGAAUACCAUGAAAGCUGAAUACGAGGAUAACAAGAAAAAACUUCCGGAAAACAGUGUAAUUGCGUCCAAACUAUCAAAAGUUCCCGAUUUAAAGAAAUACAUGAAAAAAGUGAUGCCUUUCGCGGAACACAGAAAACAAAUGUUCGCAGAGUUUGGCGAAAGUGUGUUCAACGAGACGUCAGCGUUCAGUGAGAGGGACGUCCUUAACGAAAAUAUAGCGUAUUUAAUGUCAACCCUGGACUUAGAGGGUCUGGACAUUGAGUUCUCGGACGCGGCCGAAGAGCGCAUACAAGACGAGACGUGUCCGGGAGAGCCAUUCAUUGUGUUUCGAGUCGAUCCGUCGGUUCCGCUAAUUGCUGUCAAUCAACAGCCGACUAAACCGUAUUUCCAGAUAAAGGUUCCCAUCUAUAGCUCAGAUACUGUGCGCAAAGUCAUUGAAAGGAUAUGCAAAGACAACAAAUUUAUCAAAGAUCCGUCGAAAGUAAAGCUCAUGAGGUAUAAGGACCCGGAGGCCGGACCCCGACGUCUACCAAACAUCGACACCAUAUUAGACGAUAAGAUUGAGAUGAAAGUGAAGGCAAAGCUUAGUGCGGAUCUCAAGACAAAUGAUAUCUGUGUUGAAGACAAUGGCAAGAAACAGAGUAUUGGCACUCAAAUCGUGUAUUUUGUUGACGAAAAUUGA
Messenger RNA from Oppiella nova, 3303 nucleotides. NCBI's taxonomy places the organism in Eukaryota, Metazoa, Arthropoda, Arachnida, Sarcoptiformes, Oppiidae. The record is from the annotation of a GenBank genome assembly.